AUGCAGCCAUCUUACUCUGUGUAUCUGAACUGCAGGGAUGCAUUGGCGGUGAAGGACGCGGCAGCGUCAAAUCCGGACCUGGCGAUGGUGGACACCGUGGUCGAUGUUACCGAGGUGGCAAAGACCGUCGAGUCCAUCACGGGCGACCUCGAGCACAGGUACCUUGACAAGACGGCGGACUUCGGUGGGUCUGGCAACGCUUGGCUCCCGAAAUUCCUGCAGCUGUAUGGGAAGAAGUCGGGCCAGACGGUCAAAGUGCGGGGCGCGGAUUCGGAGGCCCGCCCGGUCAACCACUCGUACAUCCUGCGCGAGAGGAAGCUGAAGGACCACAAGUACAAGAGCGGCUACAAGGCGUGCGUGAAGCUGUGCCGCAAGUUCGCAAAGGACGUCGUCGACCGUCUCCUGUUUCGCCUGGACGACCUGCGAGAGAUGGGUCCAACUAAGCUAUUUCGCGCGUCAAAGUGGCCGAAAAGCAAGCACGCGCGAGACCGCAAGUGCCAGGACUGGCUGACAGGCUGCAGCGCCCUGUUCAAGAACAAGCUCCCUGGGUUUGAUCUCAAGAAAGCCUCGCAGGAGCUGGCGACCUGGUGCCCAAUCAUGGAGGCGCACCACGAGGGUGAGUCAUUUGCGCAGGGACUGGCGAACUUCAUGGGGAGCGGCGAUGCCAACAGGUAG
Molecule: messenger RNA, 675 nt
Organism: Closterium sp. Yama58-4
Lineage: Eukaryota; Viridiplantae; Streptophyta; Zygnematophyceae; Desmidiales; Closteriaceae
Source: the annotation of a GenBank genome assembly